AUGGUCUUUGGUGUCGACACAGUUGGCGGCGGUAACUUCCCUGACGAGGUCUUUCCACACGCAACAGACGAGUUGAAAUGUACUAUCCUCCAGGUGAAUGUACCGCUUUCGUGCCUUAAGCAGCAGCCACCUUCUUCAAGACUCCCUGUAUCGGUCUACAUCCACGGGGGAGGCUUUGUGCUCGGAAAGAUUGACGAGCAGCACAACACGUCUCUCAUGGUCGAGCAGUCGAUCCUCGAUGGCCAACCUAUCAUCGCCGCGAGCAUACAAUAUCGUUUGGGGGCGCUUGGCUAUCUACAUACUCCGGAGGCUGGAAAUGCAAAUCUUGCACUAAACGAUCAACGAAAUGCGCUUCUCUGGAUCCAAAAGUUCAUCGAGGGCUUCGGAGGAGACAGGAAGAAAGUUACUGCGUUUGGAGAGUCCGCUGGCUCCAUGUCAAUAUGCGCACAUAUGCUACGCCAACCUCUGUCUUCGGGUCCGCUGUUCCAAAGAGCAAUUCUCAUGUCUGGCAUUAUUGGGCCGACGACAGCACCGCUAUCACCCGAAAGCGCAACCAAGACAUACGACAGCUUCUUGAGAAGAGUUGGGAUUGAAGAAGAAGGCGAGGCAGGUCUGGAGAAAUUACGUCAGGUGGACGUGCAAAAGAUUGUCGAAGCAUCCGCCGCGCAUCGAGCGGCUGGCAAUAUGUGGCUUUUGGUUCAAGAUUCCGAAUGGUUUGGUGAUGAAGCGGGUUCGGUGACAUGGGACCGCAUCCCCGAGUUGCUUGGCAAAUGCGAGUGGGUGAAUGAGAUUAUCUUGGGCACUACAGGCUUCGAGGUAAGUCGAUGCUUCCAAUCAUACGUCCAAAUUGAGAAGCUUAUCCAAACACACAGGGCGUUACGUUGA
Molecule: messenger RNA, 885 nt
Organism: Alternaria ventricosa
Lineage: Eukaryota; Fungi; Ascomycota; Dothideomycetes; Pleosporales; Pleosporaceae
Exons: 2
Coding region: 1-885 (294 amino acids)
Source: RefSeq, a predicted model, not a curated record